This is a messenger RNA of Miscanthus lutarioriparius, 1428 nucleotides long. Lineage: Eukaryota; Viridiplantae; Streptophyta; Magnoliopsida; Poales; Poaceae. The record is from the annotation of a GenBank genome assembly.
AUGGACUGCUCCAAGAGGAGCGCGGCCGCGGUGGCCAGCCUCCCUGACGACACCCUGGUGGAGAUCCUCUCCCGCGUUCCGUUUAAGUCACUCUGCCGCUGCAAGUGCGUCUCUAAGGCCUGGCGCGACCUCAUCACUGACCCCCUCAACCGCAAGAAGCUACCCCAGACCCUAGAAGGGUUCUUCUUCAUUGUCAACAGCUGCGUCGACGACUCCGACAGUGACAGUGGAGACGAUGGCGAAGACAUCGGCAGUGAUGGAGGCAGCGACAACUUUGACAGUGAUGGAGACGGCGAAGACAGUGGCAGUGGUAGAGGUGGCAAAAACUCCGACAGUGAUAACGGAGAUGGUGAAGACAGCGGCAGUGAUGGAGGUGGCGAUGAUAGCCACAGUGCCAAUGGAGAUGGUGAAGACAAGAGCGGUGAUGAUGGAGGUGGCGACGACAAUGACAGUGAUGAUGGAGAUGGUGAAGACAGCAGUAGUGAUGGAGGCGACAACGACAACUUGCGACACCAAGUCUGUGUGCAUUUCAUCGACAUGUUAGGGAGACCCCCGCGUCCUGUGGACCAUUGCUUCCCGUUCCUGACUGAGCUGCCGGGGAUUGUGAACAUCUUUGUCUUGGAUGACUGCAAUGGCCUCCUCCUCUUUGGCUGUUUCCAGGGAUCAGGCGAAUCACUUAGCAAGAGCUAUAUUGUGUCCAACCCUGCGACUGAGCAAUGGGUCGUUGUGCCCGACCCUGACAUGAAAUGGCUGUCGUUCGCCUAUUUGGUUUUCGAUCGGGCUGCCUCUUCCCACUUCCAUUUGGUCCAGAUCAGGUGGGACAUGAUACCAGUGCACAUCUACUCGUCUAAAUCUGGGGUGUGGAGUCCUGUCAGAAGUGACUGGGGUGACCUUCGCAUGGCACUUGGCUUAGGCAUCGCAUAUGCUAAUGGCAUGCUGUAUGCGGUCUUGUAUAAGGGGGAUCAGAUAGCUGUGAUGGACGUGGAAGGCAACACAAGGAAGAUCAUCCCUGUGCCCUUUCAGGAGGGCGAUGAGUUCCGGCCGUGUUCUGAUUAUGUUGGCCAGUCCCAAGGUCGUUUGCAUUUGAUUUACCAUGCUGACCUGGGUCAUUAUGAAAUCUCCCCAGAACAGCAGAAUAAUAAAUUGUUCAUAUGGGUUCUUGAGGACUAUGAUACAGAAGAAUGGGUCCUGAAGGACACUGUAAGCUUUUUGAAGCUGUUUGGCCAAACGAUCAAUGGCUUCGAAGUGGUUGCAAUCCAUCCAGAUCAAAAUUUGGUAUUUCUUCAGCACUUUAACCGGGAGCUGAUAUCAUAUAACAUGGACAGCAAGGAAGUGUGUCAUCUCUGCACUCUUGGAACUGGCUAUCGGUCCAUCACUCCAUAUGUUCCUUACUGCAAAGAGUUGUCAACACUUGAAAAUAAGCACUGA